UUGAAACUUUUCAAUCAGCAGUACAUUCUGCAUAACUACUUGUACGUUUCUCUCUCUAAAACUCCAAGAUCCACACCUUUCUCUCUGUAGAUUACACCAGCACUUAUAUACAUCAGAUCGGUUAUCGUCGAUUACAACUUGUUUAAGCUCGAUUUAGUGUUUGUUUCGAGGAAUUUAGGGCUCAAAAUGGCACAAGCUGUUGAAGAUUGGUACAAACAGAUGCCGGUUAUCACUCGAUCGUAUCUCACUGCAGCGAUUGUUACGACAAUCGGUUGUUCUCUUGAGAUCAUUUCUCCAUAUAACCUGUACUUGAAUCCUAACCUUGUUGUUAAGCAAUACCAAAUCUGGCGGCUGGUCACCAAUUUUCUUUAUUUCAGGAAGAUGGACUUGGACUUUUUGUUUCACAUGUUCUUUCUGGCUCGAUACUGCAAACUUCUAGAAGAAAACUCUUUCAGGGGAAGGACUGCAGAUUUCUUUUUUAUGCUCUUAUUCGGUUCAACCGUCUUGACCACUAUUGUACUUGUUGGAGGAAUGAUACCUUACGUGUCAGAGUCUUUUGCUAAGAUUAUUUUUCUUAGCAAUUCGCUAACUUUUAUGAUGGUUUACGUAUGGAGCAAGCAAAAUCCGUAUAUUCAUAUGAGCUUCUUGGGCCUCUUUACGUUUACAGCUGCUUACUUACCAUGGGUUUUAUUGGGAUUCUCUGUUCUUGUUGGUGCUAGUGCAUGGGUGGAUCUACUUGGAAUGAUAGCUGGUCAUGCCUACUAUUUCCUGGAAGACGUGUAUCCGAAGAUGACUGGACGACGACCACUGAAAACGCCGUUAUUUAUCAAAACACUGUUUGCUGAUGAAACUGUGGUAGUAGCGCGUCCAGCAGAAGUGAGAUUUGCAGCCCCACCUGUCGAAGAAAUCAGAAGAUGAUCAAAUCAAUGGAAGUUACAAGAGAGUUUCAUGUAGAAAUCUUUUUUCUAGAUGUGGAAGGGUAGUUAAAUGCAUAUAAUUUGAAGAUGAUUUGUAAAGAAAUUCUGGGAAAUUAGUAUGAUAUAUGGGUGGUAUGAUUUUUUAUCACCAGCUUCUUGUCCAUAAAUGUUCCAAUUUUGUGUCUGUAUAAUACAAUUCCAUGGACUUUGACC
Messenger RNA from Helianthus annuus (common sunflower), 1130 nucleotides. Its product is annotated as derlin-2.2. The coding region runs from base 187 to 918 and encodes 243 amino acids. Gene Ontology annotation, molecular function: ubiquitin-specific protease binding; misfolded protein binding. Gene Ontology annotation, cellular component: endoplasmic reticulum membrane; Hrd1p ubiquitin ligase ERAD-L complex. The record is from RefSeq and is a predicted model, not a curated record. NCBI's taxonomy places the organism in Eukaryota, Viridiplantae, Streptophyta, Magnoliopsida, Asterales, Asteraceae. Gene Ontology annotation, biological process: endoplasmic reticulum unfolded protein response. The transcript is spliced from 6 exons.